Messenger RNA from Rhinolophus ferrumequinum (greater horseshoe bat), 1792 nucleotides. It is a transcript of the gene PGAM1, whose product is annotated as phosphoglycerate mutase 1. Gene Ontology annotation, molecular function: intramolecular phosphotransferase activity. Gene Ontology annotation, biological process: glycolytic process. Bases 138 to 902 code for a protein of 254 amino acids. NCBI's taxonomy places the organism in Eukaryota, Metazoa, Chordata, Mammalia, Chiroptera, Rhinolophidae. The transcript has 4 exons. The record is from RefSeq and is a predicted model, not a curated record.
AGCCAGUGGAAAGAUUUAAGCAGAACAAGUGCGUCGGAGCCGGGCGGUGGGGCGCGAUCGCGCAGGCGCGGCCGGGGGCCGGGCUGCUACUCCGGAAUCUCGGCGAGCCCGUCUGCACCGCUCUCCGAGCCGCCGCCAUGGCUGCCUACAAACUGGUGCUGAUCCGGCACGGCGAGAGCGCGUGGAACCUGGAAAACCGCUUCAGCGGCUGGUACGACGCCGACCUGAGCCCGGCAGGGCACGAGGAGGCGAAGCGCGGCGGGCAGGCGCUGCGAGAUGCUGGCUAUGAGUUUGACAUCUGCUUCACCUCAGUGCAGAAGAGAGCAAUUCGGACCCUUUGGACAGUACUGGAUGCCAUUGACCAAAUGUGGCUGCCAGUAGUGAGGACUUGGCGCCUCAACGAGCGGCACUAUGGGGGUCUGACCGGCCUUAAUAAAGCAGAAACUGCUGCCAAGCAUGGCGAGGCCCAGGUAAAGAUCUGGAGGCGCUCCUAUGACAUCCCACCACCUCCGAUGGAGCCCGACCAUCCCUUCUACAGCAACAUCAGCAAGGAUCGCAGGUAUGCAGACCUCACUGAAGAUCAGCUCCCCUCCUGUGAGAGUCUGAAGGACACUAUCGCCAGAGCUUUGCCCUUUUGGAAUGAAGAAAUAGUUCCCCAGAUCAAGGAGGGGAAACGGGUAUUGAUUGCAGCCCAUGGCAACAGCCUUCGGGGCAUUGUCAAGCAUCUGGAGGGUCUCUCUGAAGAGGCUAUCAUGGAGCUGAACCUGCCAACUGGUAUUCCCAUUGUCUAUGAAUUGGACAAGAACUUGAAGCCCAUCAAGCCCAUGCAGUUCCUGGGGGAUGAAGAGACUGUGCGUAAAGCCAUGGAGGCUGUGGCUGCCCAGGGCAAGGCCAAGAAGUGAAGCAGGCAGACGACUUCCCCAAGGAUACCCUCCCUGCCCGUCCUAUUCCUCUGCAUCUCUCCUCUGCACAUGUCACACUGACCACAUCUGUAGACAUCUGAAGUUGUAGCUGCAGAUGGGGACCAGUGGCUCCCAACUUUGUUUUAGCCAUUUUGUCUGUUGCACCCACUCCCUCACACAAUGUAGUCAGAAUAGCACCUCUGGGGCACAGGUCCUCAGUUAAGCCAAGGGAAGACUCGUAUCCACGAAAGCUGCAAGUAUGUAACUCGGGUUUAUUACUAAGGACCUGCUUGAGUAGGGGAUAGGGAGGAGCCAUGCUAAGGUGUGAGCAGUGAGGACGCAAGAGCCAGUUUGUGUUCCCAGGAGCCAGACCUGUACUAGUCUAUAAUCAGGUGCCUGGGGGCUCCAGUCAUUCCAGUGGAAGAUGAAUGCGUGGUGAUUCAGACAAAGUAGUUCCUCCCUGACCCCGGAAUACCUGGUUUCAGAAGACGGACCAAUCCAGAAUGUUUACGUGUUACAUUUUCUUAAAAAAAAAGUAUAUAUAUAUGAUACAAAACAAAAAGCCUUCUGGGGUUUCUAGUGGCAGUUUAGAUAUUCCCACAUGUGGUCACCACAAAAUAAGCCAUUCCUCACACCACUGUGGGAUAAGCUCCUUGACUUGUAAGCUUUAGGAGUUCAUCCUGCUGUGUGUUUUAGAAUCCCUCCCCUGCCUUACUGUUUUGUGGCAGUGAAGUCUCUUGAUCAUGUCUGAGUGUCUUUCACUGUGUCUGAUUUUGGAAUCACAUUCCAGUUGCUUGGCCCUGCCACUGGGGCCCAGUAUGCAUUCUGAGCAUAACUACUAAAUCUUUUUUCCCGAUCAGUAUAAUAAAGGAGUGAUGUGCAAUAUUCUC